Messenger RNA from Epithele typhae, 456 nucleotides. RefSeq lists its product as uncharacterized. The record is from RefSeq and is a predicted model, not a curated record. NCBI's taxonomy places the organism in Eukaryota, Fungi, Basidiomycota, Agaricomycetes, Polyporales, Epitheliaceae. The transcript is spliced from 3 exons. The annotation marks the transcript as partial.
GCCACCAACGAGAUCGUGGAGCUGAACGCUCCCCACUCGCCCACGGAGAAAGCCUUUGAGGCGUUCGAGAUCUUGGAACCCAAGAUCAAGUCUGAAAUUCUCAAGUCGCGCCAUGACUGGGACAAGCAUGAGCCCAAAAUGUGGUCUCGCGCCCACGGCGUGCCCAACGACGAUCUCGUCGCCUUCAGCAUCCGCUCGGACCUUGUAGAGAUCCGCAGCGCCAUUGUCUCCUAUGGCACUAUCAUCCUAGGGAAGAUAAAGCUUCCUGCAAUCAACGAUAGCGAGGGAGAGGGGUACAUUCAUGCCAGGAUCCAUGACCCGCCUAACAGGGGGCAGGACGAUGUCGUGUUCCACUCGCUGUGGACGGAUGAAGGUAACCGCGAUGCGGAUGGACAUCCUACGACUUGGCGCGCCGUUCAUAAUCGCGACACCCCGCUGGAGUUCUUCAAUGAGUGA